AACGGGGACCUGCUUCUGCUGAGUCCGCGGUGUCGGAGGAGAGGUUGCCGGGAUCCGUGCAGGCAGCGUUGGCUCCUCCAAAAUCUCUGUCACGGCCGCAGCAUCCCCAUGGGCUCGCAGCAGCCAUCCUGGGCGAAGGGACGCGGCCACCCUGGGGUCCCGAUGGCACUGGGGUCCGUGCCCAUUGAUGCAAACCUAUAGGCUGGGUGAGGCCAUGGAGGAGGACAACCGGACAGAGACCUGGCACCGAAGCCUCCAGGCGGUGCUUAAUGCCUUGAACCAGACGCUGCACGGGGUCAUCCUCUGCCCCGCCGACCGCCCUGCCACCACCACCGCCGCCGCCGCCCGCAAUGCCAGCACCCGCGCCAGCCGUCCCGGCCGCAACGACAACGCCUACAUGUACAUCCUCUUCGUCAUGACGCUCUUCGCUGCUACGGUGGGGAGCCUCAUCCUGGGCUACACCCGCUCCCGCAAAGUGGACAAGCGCAGCGACCCGUACCACGUCUACAUCAAGAACAGGGUCUCCAUGAUCUGAGCCCGGCCCCGACGUCUCGUCCCCUCGGGAGACGGUG
This is a messenger RNA of Gavia stellata (red-throated loon), 572 nucleotides long. RefSeq names its product potassium voltage-gated channel subfamily E regulatory subunit 3 (gene KCNE3). Gene Ontology annotation, molecular function: delayed rectifier potassium channel activity; potassium channel regulator activity; transmembrane transporter binding. The transcript has 2 exons. Lineage: Eukaryota; Metazoa; Chordata; Aves; Gaviiformes; Gaviidae. The coding region runs from base 188 to 535 and encodes 115 amino acids. Gene Ontology annotation, cellular component: membrane. The record is from RefSeq and is a predicted model, not a curated record. Gene Ontology annotation, biological process: ventricular cardiac muscle cell action potential; regulation of heart rate by cardiac conduction; potassium ion export across plasma membrane.